AAAAAAUGUAAUGAGUGGUGGUUAACCUAACAAUAUAACAUCACAACAAGCACACAGAAUGUUUAUUCAGCCUGACUUUUGUAUUUGCUCUCUGGCUAAUUUUAGACAACUCUGGUGGGGACCGGAGUGUUUCUCUGACCACAGGGUCGAUGGGAAGGAAGUCACCAUUAAAACCCCCCAAACAGCCUAAAAAAAGCCUCUUUGUUUAUUUCUCCAUCUGUCCGAUCAUUUCUCAUCCAACUCAUACAUGUAUAAAGAGAGACAGAAGAGAAACUGCAAUCAUAAAGGAUCAUUUGUUCUUUGUGUGUCAUCAUAUCAAGACGAUACACACAGGUGGGGCAACAUGUGUCAUGAGUCACAGAAACAGAAAAAAAAAAAAGAAAAUCAGGAAAAGUAAAAACAUGUGUGCUGGAUAUUAGCUUUCGCUGGAGUGGAUGGUUGCCAUCUUGGAACACAGUAUACAGUUCCAGUAACAGAUUAAUGAUCUAUCUGCUGUAGAAUGUAAUAGUGUUGGAAGAAUAUGCAUAACUUUUCACUCAAAGCAGAUGCAGAAGCUUACAAUAUCCAGAAAGCAUAUUACAGCAACGAUUCUUCAACUCCAUAACCAGGCUGACAAAUGUUACCCUUCCAAAUAAAAGUCAAAUCACUUCUUAAAAACAGAAACAGUACUUAAUACAAAAAAACCACAAAUAACCUAAACCAUAAUUUAAUUACAUGCAACUGUAUUUAGUGUUAUUUGUUAAACUAUUAAGCAGUAUCCUCCCACCCCAGCUACUCAGUGGGCAGUUCCUGACACAGGCAGAAGGGAAUUCAGUUUUCAAGCCGAGACAGGAAACGUGCUCACUGAACCAUACAAACAGACAGGCAGUCCACAUACACUAGCGGGAAGCCGAGCUUGAGUACACAUCGUUAUCAGUUUUUCUGUUGUGCUGCAGAGAUGCCUAACAGCAAAUUCCAACAGUGGAGAACUCCUACAUUUACUGAAGUAGCUGACAAGAAGCAAAACUGAGAGGAGUGAAAAUCAGCAACCUUUAAAAAUCCUCAAUCAGAGAGCGAUAUGGCCGACCUUGUGCCUGGACUAAUCAUUUGUCUGAUGGCAGUGCAGACCAUUCAGCAUGAUGGGAAUAGAACUGGGACCACCGCCAAUAAACAACCUGGUGUGAUACCAAAAACUUUCAGGGGGAAGAUUUACAAACUCAACCACACAAACCAGAGGCCGACCCCGCUCCAUCCCAGCACAGCCCCAAGGCUAAUUGUGAACCCAGACGAUGCUGCGACGGCCUAUACCACAGGGGUCCUUAGCACCUGGGUCAUACCUUCAUCUUACAUACUGGCCAUGCUGGUGGGUAUCCCCUCCAACGCCUAUAUUCUGACCUUCCUCAGAGUCAGACUCAGAGCCAAGUCCUUGUCCACAGUAAUUCUUUAUCUGAACCUGGCCUUGUCUGACCUGGUCCUCCUGUUUUCCCUGGUACUGCGUGUUCACUACCAUUUCAACGGAAACAACUGGAUAUUUGGGGAAAUCUCCUGCCGGCUGAUCACAGCCUUGUUUUAUGGCAACGUUUACUGUUCGGCUCAGACUAUAGCAUGCAUCAGUCUGAAGCGCUACCUGGCUGUGGUCAGACCGUUCUUGUACAGAAGACUUGCUAAGACUACACUGGCAGUGUGGACCUGCAUGAUUGUGUGGUUCCUGUUUGGGGCUGCUAUUGUGCCUGAGCUCCUGGUCAGGCAGAGCUACCAGCUUACGCAGCUGGGGGUCACGACAUGCCAUGACGUACUUCCCCUGGAAGAAAAAUCCCAUUCCCAGCUGUUGCCAUACAGGCUGAUGCUGGUUUGUCUGGGCUUCAUAGUGCCUUUCCUGAUUUGCAUUUAUGCCCACAUAGCAGUAGUGUACCACCUAGGUCAAUCUGGUUGUGACUGGAGACCAUUUAUCAGGGUCAGCACUCUGGUUUUCAUCAUAUUUGCAGUGUGUUUCUUGCCUAGUGGCAUCCUGCACAUUGUCCACUACAUCCGCCUGUUGUCCGGUGGGGAUGACAGACUGUAUGGAUAUUACAGAGUAGCUGUGUGUCUCUGCUGCUUCCACAGUUGUCUGGAUCCCUUCCUGUGUAUGCUCAUUUCUAAGACGGCAGCUUCAGAACUACAAUUCAUCUCUCUCCGUGGGAUGCCUCAGAGGCUGGCUGUUAUGAUGUGAGACUGGAUGUGUGUGCUUAGAAAAACUAUUGCACUGCUGAACUAUUGUUGAGUCACAGCAGGGAAGCACAAGCCCCGACACGAUGAUGUGAACUGUUCAAUCUGUGAAUUUAACAGGGUUAAGUCAUACCACAAUCUCUGAUAGGUCCAGAAUAACCUUUGUCACAAAGUCUGUUUUCACAUCUUUGUAAAGUAUGACGAAAGGAAUAUGCAGACUGUGUAAUCUGUACAAGCCUGUCAUGUCAACCCAGCAACAUCUCAGAUUGAGAAACCGGUGAUACAAAGAGUAUGGUGACAACAGAUAACCUAUCCUCCAUUUUUCCUUGAUAGAGGGUAGAAACAAUACAAAAUGAGACAAUAGUUUGCUUAACAUUUACACUUGUCCUUCCAGUUUUUCCACACAUGAAUAAUAUGUACAUUAUAACGUCUACAUCAACAUUAAGUGAUUAAGAUUCACAAUAAAAAUGUAUAACAUUUAUGCAUCUCCAAUAAAAAUUGAGCAUAGCAUUAGUUCAGGCAAGCCACAUAGUCAAGCUUAGCUCACAAGCCAGCUACAUCAGCUGAUGGCUCAGCUGAUUCCCUUCUAUGCAUUCAAUUGGCAAAUUUCAUACAGGGCACCUUAGUUAAAGCUGCUUCAGUCUACCUACCCUUCUUUCCUCCUCUGCAAGCUGUUUGCAACCCACCUCUACCCCAGCUCCUCCUUAUAUGCUGCAUUUGACUUAAACAAUGUCAUUCUGUUGUCCUGCUCUGC
Molecule: messenger RNA, 2938 nt
Organism: Thunnus maccoyii (southern bluefin tuna)
Lineage: Eukaryota; Metazoa; Chordata; Actinopteri; Scombriformes; Scombridae
Gene: f2rl2
Product: coagulation factor II (thrombin) receptor-like 2
Exons: 2
Coding region: 1058-2188 (376 amino acids)
Biological process (GO): phospholipase C-activating G protein-coupled receptor signaling pathway; blood coagulation; positive regulation of Rho protein signal transduction
Cellular component (GO): membrane
Molecular function (GO): thrombin-activated receptor activity
Source: RefSeq, a predicted model, not a curated record